GCCACCCGAGAACCUCUUGCGUCCUGAGCAGUGAAUGCCGAACAAGGCUCCCAACCCGUUUCUCUUCGUCGGCCUCUCCCUCGCGUCCUUCGGCGCGUUCUACCUCCUCGCACGGCACCGCGCAACAACCUACCCCGCCUCUCAGCAGCCCCGCCAGCACGACAACCCCCUCGUGCCCCCGCUCCAUCCUGGUGACGGUGACAAGGCGUCUAAGAAUUAACGUAUGCGACUAGGCGCUCUGACGAUGCCCAUCCUCGACAAGCUCUCGCACGCGCUGCACCUCGACAAGAACAAGAAGGACAAGAAGGACAAGAAGGCUGCUGAGAAGGCCUCUGAACCCGAGUCGUCGAAGCCUGCUACAGAGCCUCCUGCGAGCACCAGCGCGAACACGGAACCGGCACCCUCGGCGACAGCGGAACCUGCCUCAGCGACUCUCGAAGCUGCCCCCGCUACAACCGACGAACCUGUGCCUGCAAUGAGCGCAGAGGAGAAGACUCGGGUGUUUGAUAAGAGCGGAGUCACCGUCAUCUUCGUGCUCGGCGGACCUGGUGUUGGCAAGGGCACGCAGUGCGCCAACCUUGUGAAUGACUUUGGCUUCUGCCACCUCUCCGGUGCGCGCUCUGGCUCGGCUACUCCCUGCGUGUACCUGACUGAUGCGCGACACGUAGCCGGCGACCUGCUCCGAGCAGAGCAGAACCGCGAGGGAUCCGAAUAUGGCGAGAUGAUCCGCACGUACAUCAAGGAGGGCCAAAUCGUGCCCAUGGAGGUGACAAUCAAACUCCUCGAGAACGCCAUGAAGGCUGCGCUCGCCGAGGGCCGGUCGGGCGAAGGUUGGGCGGAUGGUAAGGGCCGCUUCCUUAUCGACGGGUUCCCUCGGAAGAUGGACCAGGCGGAGAAGUUCGAUGAUGAGGUGUGCGAGUGCUCGUUGGUAUUGUUCUUCACAACGACAGAAGAGGAGAUGUCGAAGCGGCUGCUCAAACGUGGUGAGACGAGUGGACGGGAGGAUGAUAACGCAGAGAGUAUCAAGAAGCGUCUCCUCGUGUACCAGGAGAAGACGAUGCCUGUCAUCGAACACUACACCAAGCUACACAAGGUUGCCUCGAUCGACGCCUCCGCGACCAUCGAAGAAGUGCACCAGAAAGCAAAGGCUAUUGUGGAGGGAGUCCUCUCCGGCGCAGUCAGCCGCAACAUCACUGCAUAAUGUCUUUGCGUUUUAUACACUAUCAGCUUGGUGGUCGGUACGCAGAAACAGGGCUAACCUCAUGAACAAU
Messenger RNA from Rhodofomes roseus, 1271 nucleotides. Its product is annotated as UMP-CMP kinase. The coding region runs from base 224 to 1201 and encodes 325 amino acids. Gene Ontology annotation, molecular function: ATP binding; UMP kinase activity. Gene Ontology annotation, cellular component: nucleus; cytoplasm. Gene Ontology annotation, biological process: CDP biosynthetic process; UDP biosynthetic process. The transcript is spliced from 5 exons. NCBI's taxonomy places the organism in Eukaryota, Fungi, Basidiomycota, Agaricomycetes, Polyporales, Fomitopsidaceae. The record is from RefSeq and is a predicted model, not a curated record.